AAGCUUCAUUGGCCUGAGCAAGAACUUGCUAAGAAGUCUGUCCUAAGUGUUGAAGACUCAUUGAUCAUUAACAGCAAAAGAAACAAUUCGCAUUUACCUUCUGGAAUUCUUAAGGAUAUAUUCACAACUGGAACCAGUAGUUACAAUGUCCUACUACAGAGCAAAGAGGAGAAAAAGCAUCAUUCACAAAAGCAUUCUUCCUCUAACUACUCCAAAAGAUGUAGAAAAACCAGCAAAUCUAGCUCUUGUAGUAAAGAUCUCUGCAAGAUGAAAGCCCCACUGCCUCUGCUACGCAGAGGGACCUGGUGCUGCCUGGAAAGGCAGCCUACUGUUUUUGUCACUAGUUCAGUUUCAAGUAUUGUAAAGUUUACACAUGAUAUCUCUGUUACAGGGAACAGCAUAGUCCUACCACCUAAACCCAAACCCAAGGCCAGGCAGCUCCAUUUCUCCACUCUUCUGAAGCCAACGCCGCAGCCUCAACUAUCUAGAAGUUUUGAAAAAGAAGAUUUUUCUGGAAAGAGAUUUUGUAUACUCACCGCUAUAAAGCCUUCCAACUUGGAGAAAGAAAAAUUGAGCUUCUUCAAGUCUGACUUUGCCUACAACCCUCAGUUUGAAUAUGUUAAUCCUUCUCUGCCAAGUAUGUUAGCCAAGCACAGUCAAGCUUCUGAUCGAUUUCUUAAGCAGUCUAUCAAUAUUAUGGAACUGACUUUACAGAAAUAUGGAAGCUAUGAAAAAUUUGAACAGGCUAAUGGUGGUAGCCUGUUAUCUAAAACUCGAAUCUGGAGCCAUGUUAGAAAGUACAUGGUGAAAGAAGGCUGCAUGGGCGAGAUUGUAGUCCAUCUCACUGAGGAUCUGCUUUCUCGAGCUUCCAUGACAGUGGUGAACGGGUGCCCAACACUGUCUAUCAAUGUCUCCACUGCACGUGAGCACUGGCUGGAAGGAAUGCUGAGACAUGAGAUAGGCACACACUAUUUUCGAGGUAUCAACAACCUCCAGCAGCCAUGGAACAGUUGGACAGGCCGUAGAAAACAUGAGCUAAAGCCAAACAAUCCCACAGAGGAAGGUCUGGCAAGUAUUCACAGUGUCCUGUUCAGAAAAGACCCCUUCCUUUGGCGGGCUGCUCUCCUCUACUACACUGUCUACCAAGCCAGCCACAUGUCUUUUUGUGAGCUCUUUAAAGAUAUCGGAAAGUUUGUCAAGGACCCCAAUACAAGAUGGGAUUAUUGUGUAAGAGCCAAGAGGGGAUUGACUGAUACUUCCCAACCAGGGUGCUUCAGUAAAGACCAGGUAUAUCUGGAUGGCAUCCUGCGAAUCCUGCGCUACAGAGACAGCAUUGACUUUCAUCUGCUCACUGCUUUGGGGAAGGUAUCUUAUGAAGAUGUGGAUCGCUUGAAAGGAUUGGCAGUUACUGAGAACAUGAGGGUCCCUCACUUCCUACAGGACCAUAGCCGGUAUAUGGAACAUUUAGAGAAGAUCAUGGAAGUGAAUGAACUGACUGACAGAGAGCUCAAAGAUCUUAUUUGUUAAUUAGCAUUCUUGCAAAAACAGCUGCCCUGAACUUUUCUGUAUAUUGACAGUUGGGGGCAGUUAGCACUGGCAGAGUUAUCAAACAAUGAAUAUUUACUUAAGUUUUCAGAAAAACAGUUUGCAGUGUUCCGCUGAAUUUCUAGAUUAAGUAUAUACUGCACACUUUCUCAAGCCUGC
Molecule: messenger RNA, 1704 nt
Organism: Suncus etruscus (white-toothed pygmy shrew)
Lineage: Eukaryota; Metazoa; Chordata; Mammalia; Eulipotyphla; Soricidae
Gene: MATCAP2
Product: microtubule associated tyrosine carboxypeptidase 2
Exons: 6
Coding region: 268-1527 (419 amino acids)
Source: RefSeq, a predicted model, not a curated record